Molecule: messenger RNA, 1494 nt
Organism: Guillardia theta CCMP2712
Lineage: Eukaryota; Cryptophyceae; Pyrenomonadales; Geminigeraceae
Exons: 5
Coding region: 1-1209 (402 amino acids)
Cellular component (GO): mitochondrion
Molecular function (GO): oxidoreductase activity
Source: RefSeq, a predicted model, not a curated record
AUGAUACCGGCAUUGAAGUCCAGCAUCAUUUGGCGAAGUUUCCUGGUGUGCCUUCUAUCCAGACCAUCGCAAUCUUUCAUCUCCACCAAGUUGCUUCCAAGCGAAAGGCUCAAAUAUUUCCACAAUAUUCAAAAACGCCUACAGAUCUCAUGCACACGUGCAAAUAGUGAAUCUUCCAACAUCAAACUCCCUAAUACAUAUCGAGCACUUUGGGCAGACAAAGCAGGAAGCAGCUUUCGCGAGGUGGUGGUGUUGAGGGAGAAAGAGUUUCCUCAAAUAAGUUCAGAUGAGGUUUUGAUUGAAGUCAAGUACGCAGGUGUGAAUGGAGGAUGCGAGACAUUCAGAGCUCGAGGAGAACAUUGGUUUGCUAGGAACAGAGAGUCCGCUGUUGGAUUUCCCCUCGGUGCGGAAGGAGUUGGCAAGGUAGUUCAGAAAGGCAAGGACGUGGCGGAAGUGGAGGUCGGCGACUCAGUUGCGUUCGUCGGAGGAGCAUUCUCAGAGUAUGUUGUGCACAAGAGCGAAUCUGUGGUGAAGGUGGUUCCAGCAGCCAAUCCGGAAGCUGUAGCUUGCAGGAUAUCAGGCCUCACUGCUUACGGGGCUGUUUUGGAUGCUGGAAGAGCUGCACCACGCCAGACUAUACUGAUAACCGCAGCUGCCGGUGCCGCAGGGUCGUUUGCUGUGCAAUUUGCGAAGCAAGCAGGAUGCAAUGUGAUCGGAACCUGCAGCUCAAAAGAGAAAGCGCAGGUGUUGUGCAAGCUAGGAUGUGAUCAUAUCAUCAAUUACAAGACGAGGAAUUUGGAUGAGUUUCUUCGGUCGAAGUUUCCCGAAGGAGUGGAUCUUGUUAUCGAGCAUGUUGGAGGACAAAUGUUUCGCACUGCCUUCUCUCAUCUUAAACCCGGAGGACGACUAGUUUUGGUCGGUUACAUCAGUGAGGUUUGUGUUUCUUUAACUGUUUUUUUCUCAUAUCGUAACUACUUUUUUCAUCACACGAAUCAGUCUUGUCUUGCAGGCAAAAGGUAUUGGGAAUUCAAAAGAUACAUUUUUCAUCAAAAUUGUCUGUUUUUGCAGGUAUUCGAGCAACUCGGCGCGGAUUCUCUCAAGGUGCUAGUUGACUCAAAGCAUUUUGAGGGGCUUGAAAACAUUGCCGAUGCUGUUGAUCACAUGCUGAGUGGAAAAACUGUUGGUAAAGUUGUUGUGAAAAUUUCGUGAGAAGUUUUCAAAUGCUAGAAUUGUUUGUAUUGCAGGUCCACACGUAAACUUUGGUUCUGUACUCAUUUCAGUUUCGCUCUUUCACGACUUUGCUACUGUGCACAUUCUGAUCAUGAAUUUUCCCCAAGUUUCUUUUUCUCUGCCAUCUGUUUCCGUUGAGACAUACCUCUUGCCCUUGACUGUAUUUUCACUGCUGCAACGUUCUGUCGUGCCAGAUCGAAUUCCUCGGGCAAGUGCUGAGCUUCCUCGAUUUUGCUAGAAUCUGUAUUUGGAUCCGCCUCUGAU